UGAACUCUAAUAUUUUUCAAUACUUUUCUCUCUAUAAAUAGUGAAGGUUCACCACUCACUUUAUAGUUGAAUCAUUGAUUUCUUCAUUGCUUUGGAGGAGGCAACAGAGUGGUGGAUAAGAGAGUGUUGUUGGUGGGUGGGUUGCAAUUCCUUCCUCUAAUAGCUCUCACUGUGCACUAUGGCUCAGACUACACCGAAUCACACACUCACCGUAUCUGGCUGGGCAGCUCAUGAUCCUUCUGGCAAGAUUACUCCAUACACCUUCAAAAGAAGGGAGAAUGGCCCUCACGAUGUGAGCAUAAAGAUAUUGUACUGUGGGAUUUGCCACACAGAUAUCCACCACGUUAAAAAUGACUGGGGCAUCACUAUGUAUCCUGUGGUACCUGGGCACGAGAUUGUUGGAGAGAUUACUAAGGUGGGGAGUGAUGUGAAGGGGUUCAAUGAAGGAGACAGAGUGGGUGUGGGGUGUUUGGCAGCCACGUGUUUGGACUGUGAGCAGUGCAAGAACGAUCAGGAAAACUAUUGCGAAAAGUUACAAUUCACUUACAACGGCAUUUUCUGGGAUGGCAGCAUCACUUAUGGUGGCUACUCCGAAACGCUCGUCGCUGAUUACAGGUAUGUGGUACACAUUCCGGCAAACCUACCAUUGGAUGCAACAGCACCUCUACUCUGUGCGGGUAUAACAGUGUUCAGUCCAUUGAAAGACCACGAUUUGGUAGCAACACCGGGGAAAAAGAUUGGGGUAGUUGGUUUGGGAGGCCUUGGACAUAUAGCAGUCAAAUUUGGCAAGGCAUUUGGCCACCAUGUUACCGUCAUCAGCACUUCGCCCUCCAAAGAAGCUGAAGCUAAGGAGCGUUUGGGUGCUGAUGAUUUCAUAAUCAGCUCUAACCCUAAACAAUUACAGGCUGCAAGGAAAAGCCUAGAUUUUAUAUUGGACACUGUAUCCGCAGAGCACUCUCUUUUGACUGUCUUGGAAUUGCUCAAAGUAAAUGGGACCUUAUUUAUCGUGGGGGCACCGGACAAGCCAUUCCAGUUGCCUGCUUUCCCAUUGUUAUUUGGAAAAAGAUCGGUGAAAGGUGGCAUCAUUGGAGGAAUAAAAGAGACGCAGGAAAUGUUGGACGUUUGCGGGAAGUACAAUAUCACGAGCGACAUUGAGUUAGUUACGCCAGACAGAAUCAAUGAGGCUUUGGAGCGCCUUGCUAAGAAUGAUGUUCGCUACCGUUUCGUCAUUGACAUUGCUGGCAGUUCAAAGAUCUAGA
Abrus precatorius (Indian licorice) is the source of this 1259-nucleotide messenger RNA. RefSeq names its product probable cinnamyl alcohol dehydrogenase 6. Gene Ontology annotation, biological process: lignin biosynthetic process. The record is from RefSeq and is a predicted model, not a curated record. Bases 179 to 1258 code for a protein of 359 amino acids. The transcript has 6 exons. Lineage: Eukaryota; Viridiplantae; Streptophyta; Magnoliopsida; Fabales; Fabaceae. Gene Ontology annotation, molecular function: cinnamyl-alcohol dehydrogenase activity; zinc ion binding.